AUGCCGCGAAUGCUGAGACCUGUGCCCCAAGUCGUUAUGGUGCGCCACCCACGGCGAAGUGGCGUGCUAGGGCUUGGUGCUGGGCUGGUUUUCUUGAGCUUCGUCAGCAAGUUCAGCGAGAGGGUCCAAAUUUACAAGGCAAAGAACCUGAAGGUCAAGAAUGCGAAGCCACGGCGAGUGGAAGGCUUGACAGACUUGAUGAGGUUUAUUCUGGGGUCAACUUGUAGCUUGCGGGAGUUCUUCACCGUUUCGAAGCUGUCGCUCAUGUUGCUUCUACGCACCGUUGGCUCUGUUUGGGUCUCCAAACACUGGGGCAGUAUUGUGAACUCGGUGGUGUCACAAGAUUUUGUUCGACUGGCCAGACUGGUUUCAGAAUUCGCAGGUGCAACUGUUUUUCUUUCACUGCUGAAUGCACUUCUAAAGUACUACAUCAGUGCCCUUAGAUUGCAAGUUCGUGAAAAGAUCACACUUUGGUGUCACGAGAAGUACAUGCGCCCCAAAGACAUGAUCUUUUACAAGGCCAACAAAGUUGGACAGAAGAUUGAUAACUGCGACCACCAGAUCACCUCAGACGUGGAAAGGUUUUCCGACGUCUUUGCAGAAGUCUUCUCGCAGUCGCUGAAGCCCAUUGUUGACUUUCUCGUUUAUUCCGUGGAGCUCAGCCGGGUUCAGGGCCUCGCAACCCCCUUGACAUUGUACUCUUGGUUUGCCUUUGCUUCGUGCAUUUCGGCAGUGACCUUGCCUCCAUUUGGCGAGCUGGCAGCUGGCGAGCAAAGACUGGAAGGCAACUUUCGUGGGAAGCAUUCUGAGCUCAUCACGAAUUGUGAACAGAUUGCCUUCCUGGGUGGUGAACGGCCUGAGAAAGAUGUUCUGAACAGUUCCUGUGCGGAGCUCAUAAGCCACUGCAAACGCACCAUCAACCUCUCCUUUAACUCAGAGGUGCUCAGGCAGUACCUCAACAAAUAUUUCUGUACUGUGAUUGGGUUGAUCCUCAUUGCGCGGCCUUUGCGUCUCCGCUCGCAGCAAUUGCCGCCAUUUACAAGUGAUCAAAUUGCACAGUAUUUUACAUCGACCUGGAGAAACAUGGAGGCCAUGGCCACAGCCAUCCAGGAUUUGUUCGAGCUCACAAACCGCAUCGGGAGAUUGAGCGGCUUCGCCACUCGAGUUCGGCAACUCAUGCUGGGAUUGGAAGUGCGCCCGCCUGUGUUACGCGAAGAGAUUGCUGCAGCUAAAAGCGGUCCCAGCCCUCCGGUGUUCCAGCAGGGUGACCACUUGAAGUUCGAGAACGUUUCUGUAUAUCGUCCAGAUGGUACAUUGCUUGUCAAAGAUCUGAACUUCACAGUGGAGCGUGGGCAGCGUGUACUGGUGACCGGUGGUAAUGGAUGCGGAAAGUCUAGCCUCUUUCGGGUCAUUCGCAAACUGUGGCCGCUGGUAGAAGGAACCAUCACCAUGCCGGACGACAAGGAGAUAUACUUCUUGACGCAAGUCAAUUUUGUGCCUUGCGGCUCACUUCGUGAUUUGGUCAUCUAUCCGCAGUCCAGGGAAGAGAUGCGAAUGGCGGGCUGCAGCGACGAUGAUGUACGCACGUGCCUGCGUUGGGCUCAUGUUUCUCCAACCAUCAUACAUGACGGGCGGGCUCAGCUGGAGUUUAACGAUGCAGGUCACGUUGUAAGGCCAGGCCUCGAUGACGUUCGCGAUUGGCAGAAAGAUUUAUCACCAGGCCAAAAGCAGCGACUGGCCUUUGCAAGACUAUUCUAUCACCGACCGUCUUUCGUAAUUCUGGACGAGUGCACAAAUGGAAUAUCACCUGAUGUGGAGCACGACUUGUACGACCGUUGUACACGGCUCAAUCUUGCCGUGUUCUCUAUUUCUCACAAGAUUGAGUUGAAGCUCUUCCAUGUGACUUGGCUUGUGCAUCUUGCCCCAGUAGCUCCACCCAAGCAAGAACGACUUCCAGGGCACCUCGUCCAUGUGUUUGUUCGUAGCUUCAGGGAAGUCUCUGCAGCAUGUGAGGUUGAUCGGCCCGGCUCUCUGACCGUCGUACCUUUGUGCGUAGGAUGGCAAAGUAGCCUCGUAGAAGGAUCUGAUGGGCAACGGCUUUGUUUGAUGUUUGAGUGCAAGGAGAGGGAGCUACACUACCACGGAGACCUGAAGGGCUCCUGGACGAUGAACGAAUGCUCCCAUACCCGCGACAAGAUCACGAGAGCUUCCUCCACAGUCAAGCUUCCUGAGCCUGACAAAGCCGGAAAGAAGGAAUCCAGAAUCACCUAUGAGCGGCACAUUUGGUUUGCUGAUUAA
Molecule: messenger RNA, 2298 nt
Organism: Symbiodinium natans
Lineage: Eukaryota; Dinophyceae; Suessiales; Symbiodiniaceae
Source: the annotation of a GenBank genome assembly